Leucoraja erinaceus (little skate) is the source of this 2462-nucleotide messenger RNA. It is a transcript of the gene mettl9, whose product is annotated as methyltransferase like 9. The record is from RefSeq and is a predicted model, not a curated record. The coding region runs from base 1 to 1422 and encodes 473 amino acids. Gene Ontology annotation, molecular function: protein-L-histidine N-pros-methyltransferase activity. The transcript is spliced from 5 exons. NCBI's taxonomy places the organism in Eukaryota, Metazoa, Chordata, Chondrichthyes, Rajiformes, Rajidae.
AUGAGAAGUGGGAGGGAGCAGAGGGUGGGAAGAGGGAAUGGGAAGGGAGGGAUUGGACGUGGGAGGGGGAAUCAGGGAGAGGAGAGUGGGGGGGUAUCCGGGUGGGGAUGUGUCACGGGGCGGGGGCGGGCCGGGCCGCAGACACGUUGCAACGAGCAGCUCCCUGCCGCCUAUCAGCAGCCGCAGGAAGGGGAAGUCGCAUGUAAUGAGGUGGGGGGGGGUGGAGCUGGGAGUCCGCGGGCGCCGGACGGCUGGGGUCGGGUCGGGUCGAGAGAGGGAGGUGCGGGACCCCCGGGGGAGGGGGAGAGUUCCCCGGAAUCCCCAGGCUCGUGCACAAAGAGGAGGAGAUCCCUGCGCGCGUGCCCGAGAGGAGGGGGUUUCCCCCAGACGCGCGCGCUGGUUAAGAAGAAGGGGGUAACCCCGGGAUUCCACGGGUCGGGGGGGGGGGGGGGGUUGUUACCCCGGGAUUCCCCCGGGACGGCGCGGGUACGCGAGGCGCUGCUCCUCUGCUACUUCGUGGCGCUGCUGCAGCUGCGGAGAAUGUGGGGCGCCCGGUACCUGCGGAGCCCCCUCGCCCGCUCGCUGCUGCUCGACCCGCCGCCCUCGCACCGCCACGACCCCGGCCGCCUGCAGUGGUACUCAUGUGACACGGACUUGCUGCCAGAUCACCUGCGGCCACUCUUUGUGCAGAGCCACCUGGACGGGGAGACGGUGGCGUUCCUCCGGCAGAGUUCGGAGAAGUCCGGCUGGCUCCUGGUCCAGAUCUACCACUCCCUCGUCACCUCCGUCUUUGGAUUCUUCAUGUCCAAGACCUCCAUCAAUGGGUUGCUGGGGAGGGGGUCGAUGUUUGUGUUCUCUGAGGAGCAGUUGCUGGGCCUGUUGAGGGUGGGGCCGGAGUGGAAGACUGGCAGAGCCCUGGACCUGGGGGCCGGGGACGGGGAGGUCACCAAGAUCAUCGGCUCCCAUGUGGAGGAGGUCUACGUCACCGAGGUCUCCCCCACCAUGAAGUGGCAGCUGAGGAAGAAACACUACAGGGUGCUGGAGGUGGACGAGUGGCAGAGUGGCAGCCUGCAGUACGACCUGGUCAGCUGCCUCAACCUGCUGGACCGCUGCGACCAGCCGCUCACCCUGCUGCGGGACAUCCGCAACGUUCUGGAACCGCGCCAUGGGCUCCUCAUCCUCGCGGUGGUGCUGCCCUUCCAACCCUACGUGGAGAACGGCGGGCGCUGGGAGCGACCGGCGGAGUGGCUGCAUGUGACCGGGGAUACGUGGGAGGAGCAGGCGUGCAGCCUGAGCGAGGCGCUGGCUGGGGCCGGCUUCACCGUGGUCUCCUUCAGCCGCCUGCCCUACCUGUGCGAGGGGGAUCUGUACCGCGAGCACUACGUCCUGGACGACGCCGUCUUCGUGCUCGCCCCCGCCUGACGGGGGAGGGGGGGCACGGAUUCCCAGCCUGUAGCAUGGAUCCAACCCGACCUGAAACGUCGACCGUCCCUCUGCCUCCACAGACGCUGCACAAAUGGCCGCUGUGUUCCUGAGGAUGAGGCAGUUUGUCUCAUUCUCCAGGUUCCAGCACCUGCAGCCUCCGUGUAUACCUGCAACUGUGUGUGUGCAGAUGUGCACUAUAUGUCUGCAAUUGUAUGCAUGCAGAUGUGCACAACUUGUCUGCAAAUGUGUGUGUGUGUGUGUGUAGGUGUGCACACUAGGCAAUUGUGAGGAUGGGUGUGCACACACUAUGUCUGCAAUUGUGUGUGUGCAGAUGUGGCCAAUAUGUGCAAUUGUGAAUGUGAACAUGUACAAAUGCCUGUGCAAUUGUGCGUGCAUGUGUGCACAACAUCUGUGAUUGUGAUGAUGUGCAUAUGAACAUGUCAGUGCAAUUGUGAGCAUGCACACUUGUACGUUCACAAUUGCACGGACAUUGUGUGCAUAUUUGGUGCAAGUGUGCUUGUGUACCUCUGUGCAUUGUGCACAGUGAGUGUUUCUCUCUUCCCCCCCCGCCGCCACAGGUGGGAGGUGGGACUGGGUGGACCAGCCCAGCGGCCACUGUCAGCCCGGGAGGAGCUGGAGACUGCAGGGGAUGAGAGUGGAGACGGGGUGGGAUGGAUUCUCUCCUCCACCGCGUGCCUCCGUACAGUCGUUACUCUCACCUGGCCGCUGGCUGGCGGCGGUUUCCGCCCUGUUCCAGCUGCUGCUCGGCCACCAGAAUCAGCUGUGUGAUCCCACCGGCCUUAUGUUGGUGAUGAACGGUGAACGUCACCAUUUAAACCAUCUCAAUACAGACUGCACAAUUACACCAAUGGGAGCAAAAUUGAUAUUUUACAUUCCAAACAUGAAGUGUUUUAAUUUUGUAGAUUGCAUUUUAACUUGGAAAAGGCGUUAACUGAUGCCUAGGGUGUGUUUUCUUAAUCAGUGUUACAGGGCCUACAAUGACUGAAAUUAAAUAAAUAAACUUUCCUUACAUUUGA